GGUUUGAAGAUUAUUGUGUGUCCUGUGGUCUCUCCGCGCAGCUCUCCCGACUAGGGGUAGAUUGGGAAGGGGGAGAAGCCCCGAGCCGCUCAGGGCUGGCGCCGCUGGGCGUUUUCUUUCGUCUUGCCUCGUUCCUCCGUGCCCCCAGCUCCUCCUCUGUGGGGAGGGUGAGUAGUUCAGUCCUACCAACAUGGCCGCCACCAUGAAGAAAGCGGCUGCAGAAGAUGUCAAUGUUACUUUUGAAGACCAACAGAAAAUUAACAAGUUUGCAAGAAAUACUAGUAGGAUCACAGAGCUGAAAGAGGAAAUAGAAGUGAAAAAGAAACAACUUCAGAAUUUGGAAGAUGCUUGUGAUGACAUCAUGAUGCUUGAUGAUGGUGAUUCACUUCUGAUACCCUACCAAAUUGGAGAUGUCUUCAUUAGUCAUUCCCAAGAAGAGACGCAAGAGAUGCUGGAGGAGGCAAAGAAAAGUUUACAAGAAGAAAUUGAAGUAUUAGAAUCCCGAGUGGAAUCAAUUCAGAGGGUGUUAUCUGACCUGAAAGUUCAGCUCUAUGCCAAGUUUGGAAAUAACAUAAAUCUUGAGGCUGAGGACAGUUAAAGGUGUUCUAAAUAUACCAUACAACUUUUCCUUGUUUUAUUAAAUAUUUUGAUAAUAUCCUUCCAAUUACGUUUUUUAAAAAUCCACCACUUUAUUUUCUUUUGUUUUUCACUUUCCUGUCUUGGGAUCCAUCUAUUUAAUGAGAGCUUUCUUAUUUUGGUUAUUGCAGUUAUUUAUUUGUUCAGGAAAGAAUUAGCUUCAUACUGUUGGUAAAGCAUCAAGAUUGGAAUAUUUGCGUUGUUUAAUAAAGUAAUGGUCAGGCACA
Molecule: messenger RNA, 863 nt
Organism: Falco peregrinus (peregrine falcon)
Lineage: Eukaryota; Metazoa; Chordata; Aves; Falconiformes; Falconidae
Gene: PFDN4
Product: prefoldin subunit 4
Exons: 4
Coding region: 191-598 (135 amino acids)
Biological process (GO): protein folding
Cellular component (GO): prefoldin complex; cytoplasm
Source: RefSeq, a predicted model, not a curated record